Strongyloides ratti is the source of this 2130-nucleotide messenger RNA. RefSeq lists its product as hypothetical. Lineage: Eukaryota; Metazoa; Nematoda; Chromadorea; Rhabditida; Strongyloididae. The coding region runs from base 1 to 2130 and encodes 709 amino acids. The record is from RefSeq and is a predicted model, not a curated record. The transcript has 3 exons.
AUGGAGAGAGCUUCUACAAUCGGAAAACAAGAUGCUGAGAUUCUGCUGAUACCACAUGUAUAUUUUGAUGUUCCCACUUAUGCUCCAUUAUCACCACCAUUAACUCAAUAUGAUUAUGAAGCAUUAUAUUAUGAUCCAUCACAAUAUUUCUUAUAUAGAAGUGAUCUUAUGACUGAAGCUGAACUUCCAUCACAUAUUUAUGAAUGGCCAAAAAGAAAACAAAAUAAUAAAUUAGGUAUAAUUAAUGUAGAUACAAAUCAAACAAAUCUAAUGAAUGAUUAUUUUCGUUCAAAUGAAAGAUAUAGUCCAUCUGUUUCAGCUGUCAUAAGUAUGGAAAGUUCUCCAAAAGAUUCUAUAGAUACAGCAGCUCCAUCACCUAUUCCAAUGGAAGUUGAAGAAAGAAAUAGGCGUACAGUUAUUGGAGGUGAAAUGUAUAAUUGUCCCAGAAUUGCACCAAUAUGUUGUAAACCAACAUUAUUUGGUGAAUUAAGAACAACAUUAGAUUAUAAUAUUUUUAAUAGACCAUGGAUUGGUUAUAAUGAACGAGGAUUUCCAUAUAAUACUAAAUCUGAUUAUGAACAAUUAAAUUGGAAUGUUGUUGAAGAUUAUUUCUUGUUUAGAAGUGUUGUAAUUGAUCAAAAUAUUCGAAGUGUUGAUUUUAAUACAUCACGUUUUCGUGAAAUGCCAAAUUGGUUAUAUGUUGAAAGUGUUGUGAACAAAUUUAGUAAAAUGUAUAGACCUGCAAGACAAUGCCAUUUAAGAUACUUGCAUAGUAUAAUGCCUAAAGAAGAAGGUAAAGAUCAGGUAUAUGAUUUAGUGGGUAAAAAAAUAAGAAAAUUACAAAUAUCAGCAGCUGAACAUUCAUUUAGAAAAAGACAUGGUAAAAAACGUUUAGAAGAAUUUUAUUUACACGAUGCUAAAAAAAUUCUUAAACUUUCCAUAGCAGCUGAAGCAAAAGUUAUUGUAUCACAACCAUUAAAGAAGAAUGAUUUUAGUCUUGUACCAGACGCAAAUGUUGAUUAUACAGAAUUUUCUGAUACUAUGAGGGAACAUAUGAUUGAAAGACUUAAUUUUAAAUCAGAGAAUAAAUUUUCUAUUAAAGAUUUUUCUGAUCCAUGUUAUAAAUUAAAAAAUUGGAUUAAAAAUGAUUUACCCCAACCAGUUAAACCAACUCAAAUUGAUCCAGCUUUUUCUUCAAUGACUAAAAGAGUUAAGGAAAGUCAAGAUAGAAUGAUUCCUUUCAAGAAGACACCACUUUGUGUUGGAGGAAAUAAUGUAUUCCUUGAUCCGGUUAAUUGUACAACAAUUGAAAGAAUAGAUUUUAAUGAUAUUAACGUUUUUAGACAACAACAACCUGUUGCAAGACCUGAUUUCUCUACAAUAUCUCAGCCAAGAACAAUACAAAUUCCUCGUAGACCUUUAAAUAUGUCUGGUUCACAAAUUAAUGUUAAUCAAACUCCUCAAUUAAUACCUAUGACUUAUAGAAGCGGUGGAUUGACAAUUAGUAACACUGGUCAAGGAAAUACUCCUAGAUAUAUUCAAGCUGAUUUAAAUCAUCAAAGAAGAUUUAGUGUUCAAAGUAGUAGAACAGGUACUUUAAGUCAAAGUAGUAGUACAAGUUCUGGUACUACAAAUAUGCAACAAUAUCAUUCACAAGGAUCACAGAAACAACAUCAAACAAAAUCUCCUAUAAGUUUACAACAAUCUCAGCAACAAUCAUCAUCACAACAGUAUCAUUCUCAAGUUAUGGUUAGUGGUGCAGAUCGUGGAAUUCCGAGAAUUGCAAGUUUUCAAUACGUACAAAAUCACAAUACACCACAAAGUGUCACUAGACCACCAGUUAGGACAAUGUAUCCUGGAGGAACAGGACGAAAAAUUCAUCAAAUACCUACAGCAACAAGUAGAAUUCAAGGUGCUACAGGUAAUUUUGUAUAUGGAAUACAAACUGCUGGUUCAGCAGGGGUUCUUAAAACAGUGUCAGCUCAUAGGGUUAUGACAACAAAAACAUUAUCUUCUCAACAUCAAUCACAACAGCAACAACAGCCACCACAUCAACAAGGAGGUCAAAGAACUCAACCAAAUUCUGGACCAUUUUCUACUAAAAAAGUAUAUGGGUGUACUCAAAAAUGA